CCGGUUCCGGUUGACUGACUCAUUUGAGCGUUUUGUUUGUUUGUAGCUGCUGGUUUGACGAUGCAGCAGAGAGAGGAGAAGCAGCUGGAGGCGGCGGUGGAGUCUCUCAUUUCUCGGGUGGCUCACGUUAAAAACGCUCUGCACAGUUUCAUCUAUAAGCUGGAAAAUGAAUACGAGCGAUUAACGUGGCCCUCUGUUUUGGACAACUUUGCUCUGCUGUCUGGUCAGCUGAACACUAUUAACAAACUGCUCAAGAAUGAAAAGACGCCGUCUUUUCGUAACCAGGUUAUAAUACCGCUGCUCCUGUCUCCAGACCGAGAUGAAGAUUUAGCGAAACUCACAGAGCAGCGUGUCCCAGUGUUCAGCCAUGAGAUUGUACCAGACUACCUCCGGACGAAGCCCGAUCCAGAGGUGGAGGAGCAGGAGAAACAGCUGAGUGCAGAGGCAGCACGAAUCGGCCCAGAGGUGGCACAGAAACAGAUCCAGACGCUGAAUAAACUUUGUUCCAAUCUGCUGGAGAAGCUCAACAAUCCUCGUGACGACAGAGAUGCAGAAAGUGCAGCAAUACGACAGAACAAACCAUCGUUCAACCCCGCCGACACAAACGCAUUAGUUGGAGCGGUUGCUUUUGGAAAGGGGCUCUCCAAAUGCAGGCCUCCAGGUCCAGUGGCCCCUGGACACCCAGGACAAGGGCCCAUGAUGAGUGGAGGGCCAACCUUACAGCAGGUCACCAUUGGUGGCAGUUCAAGCCAACAGGCAGGUUUGGGAGGACCUGUGGCUCCACAGCAGCAGGGGCAGCCAGGUAGGAGACCUGGAGAGCUGGGAAAAAUGCCAAGCAGCAUCAAGACAAACAUCAAAUCUGCAUCAGGUUCAAUGCACCCGUAUAACAGAUGAGCUCUUUUUUUUUAUUUCUUCACCCAACAUUUGUUACAUUUCAGAGACUCUUACAGUAACGACAACAUCUGUAAUACCUCACAUCUGAGUUCAAACACAGCGUUUUUAUAGAAUGGACCAACUUCCACAAAGUUAAUACUCUGUUCUCUCUGAAGCUGUUUCACUGACGUUUUCGUAAAAUCAUCCGAAAUAUUAAAUGCAAAUAUCAUUUUGAACACUCAUCAUCUGAGCCUCAGUGUUUGAGCCACUAGAUGGCAGUAUGUCAUCAUUCAUUGGAUCAUACCAGAACUGUACUGUUGACUCUUUUUCAAUAAAACUUGUAAAAAUAA
Messenger RNA from Plectropomus leopardus (leopard coralgrouper), 1223 nucleotides. It is a transcript of the gene med8, whose product is annotated as mediator complex subunit 8. Gene Ontology annotation, biological process: regulation of transcription by RNA polymerase II. The record is from RefSeq and is a predicted model, not a curated record. Lineage: Eukaryota; Metazoa; Chordata; Actinopteri; Perciformes; Serranidae. Gene Ontology annotation, molecular function: RNA polymerase II cis-regulatory region sequence-specific DNA binding; transcription coregulator activity. Gene Ontology annotation, cellular component: core mediator complex; mediator complex.